AUGGCUAGCCCUCCUGUGCUGGCUUUCGAUGCUGAGGGCCGCCCAGUGAAGUUCAAAACCUGGCUAGACGACCUACACCUCUUCCUACAGCUCACUGCCAAGGAGGACAUCUCACUGUACAAUCACGCCCUAGGCCAUGCUCCUGCUCCUGCUGCUACUGCUGACAGCACUGCCCGCUCACAGUGGCAGACUCGUGACGCCCACGCUCGCUUCGCUAUUCGCAACUCCCUGCCGAUAGAUGAGCGCGAGCACUUUGGGCAGCACAAGACUGCACAGGCACUGUACACUGCUGUCGUUGCCCGCUACUCCUCACCGGCCUCUGCCGCACUAGGCCGUCUCUCUCUUCCCUACCUGUUCCCCGACUUAGCCUCUUUCCACACAGUCGCUGACCUCAUUACGCACCUCCGCACUAGUGAGGCUCGCUUCCGCGCCGCCAUGCCUGAUGAGUUCCUUGCCAAGAACCCACCCCCACUCUGGCUCACUCUCUACCACCUAGUCACCCGCCUCCCUGACACUCUGCGCUCAGUCAGGGACCACUUCCUAGCUCGCUGCCCCACUGAGCUCACCAUUGCCCUCCUCGAGAAGGAACUCCUUGCAGCUGAGGCUAGCAUACUCGCUGUAGGUCGAGACUGCGUUUGCUUCGAGCAGGCGCCGCAGCGGCAAGGGCAAAGGGGGCAGGGCGGUGGCGGUGACAGCGGGGAGGCGGUGGUGGGGGCGGUGGCGGCGGUGGGGGUGGUGGCGCGACUGGAGGGGCUAGUGGCAGCGGUGGGGGUGGUGGUGGCAGCGGCGGGGGAGGUGGCAGGGGCGGAGGCGGUGGUGGGGGUGGCGGUGGACGCGGCGGCGGCAGGGGUUGGGGUGGUCGAGGAGGUGGCGGCGGCGGUGGUGGUCGUGGAGGCGCUGGCGGUGGCCAGGGCCAGCAGCACACUCCGUCGCCCCAGGAGGUCCUGCCCUUGA
Molecule: messenger RNA, 954 nt
Organism: Closterium sp. NIES-65
Lineage: Eukaryota; Viridiplantae; Streptophyta; Zygnematophyceae; Desmidiales; Closteriaceae
Source: the annotation of a GenBank genome assembly